AUGGCGGGGAUAGUUGGUUGGGAUAAUGAAUGUGGGAUGAACCAGGACGCGCUGGACGAGGAGAGCGGGAAGAAGUGGGUCGGACGUGUCCCGGACCAUCAAAUCAUGGCUGUUCGCCCUCGCACGCGUACUUUUGGUGCUUGGAUGUUCGUAGCCUUAGCCGAGCUAUUCGCCCCUUCUGUCCCUGCUUUCCCUCAUUCAAGGCCAUCCAAUAUCGAUAUCCCUUCACCAAGUUCUUCACCCCAAGCCGUACACAUCUUGCAAUACUCACCCACCUCGCCAACACCGACGCCAGCAUUCGACGAGGACGCUAAAGGGGUGUUCGAAGAGGAGGAACUGGCCAUCGAGAAGCGCGGUCUUUCCACUCGCAUGGGAUGCGAGGCCAGUUCUCAUAACGGCUGA
This is a messenger RNA of Laccaria bicolor S238N-H82, 402 nucleotides long. RefSeq lists its product as uncharacterized. The transcript is spliced from 2 exons. The record is from RefSeq and is a predicted model, not a curated record. NCBI's taxonomy places the organism in Eukaryota, Fungi, Basidiomycota, Agaricomycetes, Agaricales, Hydnangiaceae. Bases 1 to 402 code for a protein of 133 amino acids.